Linepithema humile (Argentine ant) is the source of this 781-nucleotide messenger RNA. The record is from RefSeq and is a predicted model, not a curated record. NCBI's taxonomy places the organism in Eukaryota, Metazoa, Arthropoda, Insecta, Hymenoptera, Formicidae.
AGAAGGAAUUAUCAACCGCUGGGAAAUUAAAGAUAAUCAAAAUAAUUUUUUAUUUGAACGUUUAAAAAUACAUAAUGUGCAUUAUAAUAUUGAUCAAAUAGACGCAACAUCGCAACACAUUAUAACUAGUUCUAAACAUUUAAUAAAGAUAUUGAAAUAUACAGAUGAUGGAAAAGGUUGUACGGUAGAAAACGAGAUAUUUUGCGGAGAUAUUCUCGCCAAUUCUUAUAUACAAUCAAUCUCAUUUGACCCUAUAGGAACAAAAUUUGCGGCUACUAUCGUUCAUUGCUCUUCUUUUAAGUCGUCGUUUCUAAUUUACGAUAUUGAUAAAAGUUAUCAGAUAAUAAAUAUAAAUAUAAAUGAUCUUUGUCGCCACAUACUAUGGGAGGAUCCUUACACUAUUCUCAUGUGUUGUGGAAAUUCUAUUAAAAAAAUGGAUUUAAGAACAUCCGAAAUUGUACGUACAUGGGAUUCUUCCAAAUAUGGCUACACAAAUUGUUGUUCAUCAGAUAAUAUGAACACUUUUAUGACAGGGCAUCAAAAGAGUGUUCUGUGGGAUCAGAGACAAAGCGUUGCCAUUCAAACGUAUAAUAUGCCUGGCUUAGAUAUAUAUUGUCUAGAAUUUGAUAGUGCCCAUAUGUAUGCUGCUACAAAAGAUUGUCUUUUUGAAUUGGAUUUUACAAAGAAAAACCACUUUAACCAGAAAAAAAUAAAAACAGUGUCAUGGCCGAAACCGGAAAUCCUGCCGGCCUCAGCUCGUUUGACGAAGUUAGCGAUCUAG